ACUUGGGGAUGAUAGCUCUAAGAGGUGUUAGGGGAUUAGGCUGAAAAUGUAGGUCACCCUCCAGCCAUCUGGGAACUAGAAUGAGUUAGUGAGGAGAUGAGAGGGGUAGAGACAUACGAUGAAAAAAGGAGAGGAAGCAGAGGGCAUGUAAGGGCAGUAUAAAAGUGUCUCCAGUGGACCCAUAAUGAUUAGAUUUCAGUGUCUUUUGGUGGGCCAGAAGGAAGGAAUAGAGUUUUCUGUUCUCUCUUCUCCCUCUGUCCUGGGGCUGGGUCAGCAAGAGUGGGAGAGGUUGAGGAUCAGAUGUCUCAGUCCUGGGAUUCUCUGUGGGGAAAGUUGCUUUUCUUUCUGAUGUGUUGGCUAACAGGGGAAGAAGGCCAGUUGGGGUGAAGGUGGGGCAGGGCCAGAAAUGUGAGCAUUUUUGCAAACAGGAAAGAGACCCCAGCAGUUUAGGUGAGAGUGGGUUUGGGAGACCUGUACUCUCCAAAGACACUUAUGAGGGGCUUUGGAAGGCAAGAGUAUCAGGAGCUUGUUUGUCCCUCUUUUCUAGGGCCAGGCUUUGAGUGACAGAGGGCUGAGCGUUGUGUUCACUUGGAGGGGUUCUGGUUGGGGCCCAUGUGGCCCUCUGUGCUGGGGAACCAAGCACAUGGUAAUUGGAUCUGUAAAGAGUUUUGCUGGCGAGGACACCCCUUUCCUUCUUUGAGAAAAGGCAUACAUGUCCUCUCCUCUCUAUUCCCCUCUUCCCCCCAGGCCAAUGAGAUAUGCAAAUGAUCUCCUUACCUCAUUGGUUGGAGGCCUGAGGACCAAAGAUGACCUCAGUGAGCUGGCCCUUUAAGAGUGCCCUUGGGACUCUGUGCCCACAGCCCCCUUGUUCUUAGCAUAGAGACAGCAGGCUCAGCUCUAUGGAGCCUCCAGUCUCUGGGGAAGCUGUGCCUGCCUGGCUCUGGCAUUGACCACAUCAUCUCUGCCUUCUUAAAGUGCUUCCCUCCCCACCUGGCCCCAGAAUGGCACUGCCCCCUAGCCCCCUGGCCAUGGAAUAUGUCAAUGACUUUGACUUGAUGAAGUUUGAGGUAAAGCGGGAGCCCUCUGAGGGGCGCUCAGGCCCCCCCACAGCCUCACUGGGCUCCACACCUUACAGUUCCGUGCCUCCUUCACCCACCUUCAGUGAACCAGGCAUGAUGGGGGCCACAGAUGGCCCCCGGCAAGGUCUGGAGGAGCUGUACUGGUUGGCAACCCUGCAGCAGCAGCUGGGGGCUGGAGAGGCCCUGGGGCUGAGUCCUGAAGAGGCUGUGGAGCUGCUGCAGGCUCAGGGCCCAGUCCCUGUGGAGGGGCCCCAUGGCUACUAUCCAGGCAGCCCAGAGGAGGCAGGAGCCCAGCAUGCCCAGCUGGCUGAGAGGUUUUCAGAUGCGGCGCUGGUCUCCAUGUCUGUACGGGAGCUAAACCGGCAGCUGCGGGGCUGCGGGCGCGACGAAGCGCUGCGGCUGAAGCAGAGGCGCCGCACGCUGAAGAACCGAGGUUACGCUCAGGCCUGUCGCUCCAAGCGGCUGCAGCAGCGUCGCGGGCUGGAGGCCGAGCGCGCCCGCCUGGCGGCCCAGCUGGACGCGCUGCGGGCCGAAGUGGCCCGCCUGGCCCGGGAGCGCGACCUCUACAAGGCUCGCUGUGACCGGCUGACCUCGAGCGGCGCCGGGUCGGGGGACCACGCCCACCUCUUUCUCUGAACCGCUUAGAGGCAGAGUGGUGUAGGAGGAAGGUGGAUGAGUGGGGGCAUCCCCAGAAGGCAUCUGCACAGUUCAUUGGAUCUUUACCAAGCGUCUUCUGGUCCCAGCUACCCCAGUAUGACCACACACAUAUCCCCAAACUUCCUGGACCCUCAAGGAAUGCCGGAGUUCCGAUGCUGGUCAUUUGCUGGGAGAGGAGUCCCCUCUCCUCACGCGGGCCAUGCACAGAAAUCCAGCCCACAGGACUAGAACUCUGAGCUCUUGCAGGUGGAAGCGUAGUGAGCCAGUGAAUGGGAAGUGGGGAGUGGUGCAGCUAUCCCCUUAGGUUAAUUUUUAAUUCAGGGUUUUCAACCUGUAGUGCAUUAAGGCUGUAAUUAGCAAAGAGGCUGUAUUUUCAUUCCGAGGUUUUUAGCCUCCUCAUUUUAGGGUUACUGCGUUUUCAAGAUUUCAAUAGCUAGCCACACUAAGAAGUCUAUCCAAAAUAUUUUUCCUCUGCCCAAUCCCGUGAUAUUCAAGGUCCAGAGCAGCAAAGUCCUGAGGAGUGAGCUCUGGGGAUGGGUGGUGUGGGUUGAGGGACAACCCCAGGCAGAAGUCUGGAGACCUGGGCACUAGUCUCAGCUCUUCCAUGGGAUCCCUCUGUCACUUUGAGCAAAUUGAUUGCUUCCUGGGCCUCAGUUACUUUAUCUAAUCUUCAUUUGGAUUGGAUGACUUCUGAUACCUUACCAGUUCUGGCUUCUCCCCAGUGUGGGAGUCCUAAUGGUCUCCCCAAGAAGUCCCCAAUUUGACUUCACCAAAGGGACCUCUUUCUUGUCCUGUUCCAUUUUCCCAGUGCAGCCUAGGUAGUGGCUGAACAGCCCAGGGGACGAAGCAUGGCUACUCUGUGAGCAUACACAUGAGUCCCUCCUGCUCUCUCCAGACUGCUUUGGCCUCCAGACAUGCAUAGGGUGCCCCUGCUACCUCCUGCCUCUCUGCAGGCUGAAGCAAGACUUUACCCAGGACAACAAGGAGCUGAAAGAGCACAGCUUUUGUGAAUUAAACUUGAAAUCCAGGGAGAACUCUGAUGCUAUUGGCAAAUAUUCUUGCAAUUUAAGAAGUCUUCCUUCUUUACCCUUGCUUCAGGCUACUGUUUUGUGUGUAUGUGGGAGAGGGAGAGACAGAGAGAGGGAGAGAAACUAGGAAGUCCCCACCUGGAGCUGAGUGGCACAUCUCAGUUCUGGAGAGCCAAAGGAAAUGGUGUGGAGGGGUGGGCAUUGGGCCAGAUGGAUCCUUUCCCCACCACCACCAUCACCAUGCGCAGGAGCUGCAGCAGACCAGCUAGGCCUGCCUGUGGCUAUCCUGGUCUCAGAGUUGCCAUGGUAA
This is a messenger RNA of Otolemur garnettii (small-eared galago), 3074 nucleotides long. RefSeq names its product neural retina leucine zipper (gene NRL). Gene Ontology annotation, cellular component: nucleus. Lineage: Eukaryota; Metazoa; Chordata; Mammalia; Primates; Galagidae. The record is from RefSeq and is a predicted model, not a curated record. The transcript has 3 exons. Gene Ontology annotation, biological process: regulation of transcription by RNA polymerase II. Bases 1002 to 1715 code for a protein of 237 amino acids. Gene Ontology annotation, molecular function: RNA polymerase II cis-regulatory region sequence-specific DNA binding; DNA-binding transcription factor activity, RNA polymerase II-specific.